This is a messenger RNA of Capsaspora owczarzaki ATCC 30864, 3731 nucleotides long. RefSeq names its product serine/threonine kinase 10. Gene Ontology annotation, molecular function: ATP binding; protein kinase activity. The record is from RefSeq and is a predicted model, not a curated record. Gene Ontology annotation, biological process: protein phosphorylation. NCBI's taxonomy places the organism in Eukaryota, Filasterea, Ministeriida, Capsasporidae. Bases 1 to 3555 code for a protein of 1184 amino acids. The transcript is spliced from 7 exons.
AUGGUUCGGAAGGGCAAAGUCAAGCUCUCCAAGCACGUCAUCACUGGCGUCGACCCGCAGACCGUCUGGGACCUCGUCCAGGAGGUUGGCGAUGGCAGCUUUGGCAAAUGCCGAAACAAAAAGUCCGCGCAGAUAUCGGCCAUGAAGGUCAUUGCGGUCGAGUCUAACGAAGAACUGGAGGACUUUCAAGUCGAAAUCACCAUUCUCAAGGAAAGCAGCCACCCCAACGUGUGCAAGCUGUUUGAUGCCUACUUUUUCAAAGACGUUCUCUGGCUUGCGCUCGAAUUCUGCGAGGGCGGCGCUCUUGAUGACAUUUAUUCUGAUCUCGAGAAACCCCUCACCGAACCGCACAUCCGAGUCGUCAACCACUACAUGCUUCAAGCACUUGAUUACUUGCAUCGUAACCGUGUCAUCCACCGUGACAUUAAGGCCGGCAACAUCUUGGUCACAGAGUUUGGCGAUUUGAAACUCGCCGAUUUUGGUGUCUCUGCCAGACUCAAAACCAACGAGCAAAAGCGAAACACGUUUAUCGGCACUCCAUAUUGGAUGGCACCCGAGGUUAUAGCAUGCGAAACCAACAAGGAUACACCCUAUGACUCCUUGUGCGACAUCUGGUCUCUCGGUAUCACCGCCAUCGAAAUGGCCGAGAUGAACCCGCCGCUGCACGACAUGCACCCCAUGCGUGUGCUCUUUAAAAUUCCCAAGGCCGCGCCCCCGGUGCUGCAGCAGCAAUCCAAGUGGAGCGACGAGUUUCACGACUUUUUGCGCACGCUGCUUGUCAAGGACCCGCUCCAGCGACCCAAUGCGCAGGCCUGCUUGGCCCACCCGUUCGUCAAGGACGCGACCGAUGUUAGCUGCAUUCGCGAGUUGUAUCAGUUCUAUAAAUCGCCGAACGCCCCACGCCGUCGCAGCAGCAACGCAGGUGUCGAAAUGGCUCGGUCCACAGACAUGCUGUCCCAAGUCGGCUUGGCCACGACGCUGAACGUCCCUGCUUCGGCGCCAGCCGCCCCUGCUGCCGCUUCGUCUCCAGCGUCGACGAACGGCAACGCCUCGGCUGCGGAUGCCACGGUGCUGGUGGUCCCCGUCGCCUCAUCGCCGAGCUCCGUUCACAAGCUGAGCGUCCAGCCAGCAACGCCCGACAAAACCCCAGAGCACGCGCCCGUCCUUGCCGUUGUCGAACAGCCUGCAGCGCCAGCAACCGUGCCUGCGCCCGCGCAAGAGCCACAUCAACCACAACAGCCCGCUUCUCCUCCGAAGCAACCCGUGCAGUUCCCUGCUGUUGCUGUUGCUGCUGCUACUGCUGCUACUGUUACUGCUGCUGCUGCUGCUGCUGCUCCUAGUGCAUCACCAAAAGCGGAACGCGCCACAUCGCAGCUCGAGACUCCAACUCGCACGGCUCGCUCAACGUCAUUCUCGGCUGCCACUUCGGAACCCUUGACCAACUUGGCAGCUGUGACAGCUGUGACAGCAACGGCUUCUGCGCCAAUGGCCACCCCGCUGGCCGCGUCCACCAACAACGUCUCUGCGGCGUCGACUCAAAACCUGGCUCCAGCGGCGUCGUCGGCUUCUGUCGUGUCUUCGGGAAGCAGCGAGGCGAUUGUCUCACCAAGCAUCUCUCGAGCUCAAAGUCGCGAGAUUUUGGACGACGGCUCGCACUCGCCAUCCCGCGAGCGCAAGGAUUCAUUUGCCGUGCGUCUGCGCAAGUCGAUCGGCCGCGGCAGUGUCGGCUCCAAAGAGGGUGUUCCUGCUGGAGACCACAGCAAAGCUUUGUCCGGCUCGAACACUGCCCUCAAUGAAACUGGCACGCCUGUCGCCGCUUUCGACACACCGGUGUCCCCGGGCACGACCACCGUGAAGGCCCACCAGCCAGUCUCGCACAGCCAGUCCAUGGCCGCACCAGUCGCUGCAAAAGAGUCAACAACCUCCAGCAUUCGCCGCUGGGCCUCCACGCGUCUCGGCGGUGGUGAAAAGCCCGCCGCGGUCAACGCCAACUUGGCAAGCACCAAGGAGGAGAGCCCCAGCCAGUCUGGCUCCACGCAAAACGUCUCGGCUGUCGGUUUGUCGUCACCAUCGACGCCCACUUCGCCGCCCGCGGAGUACGGCCCCAUCAAGCGCUCUGCUGUCGAUCCCAUCAAGCUGGCCCAGGAUGCCAAGGCCGUUCGCAUUUUGCGCAACGAGCAGCUCCGCGUUCGUCAAAAGCAACAGCGCGCUGCACAGGCCGCCUACUCCGACAUGGUCGAGGAGCAGGCGGAGGCGACCGAGGCGCUCAAGAACGCCCAGCGCAAGGAAACUGAAAUCUUGAUCAAGCGCAACCAGGCCGAAUUGGACACGCACUUCAAGGUCUUUGAGAAGGACUUUGAGAAGAAGAAGAGCCAGCAGGAUGUCGAACUCAAGGCCUUCCGCAAGAAGGCCGAGAGCGACAACCACAACGAGUGGAAGCUAUUCAAGGACCACCAGCGCAACGAUGAAAAAUCCUUCUCUCACGACACCAAGAAGAAGGUGAACGAGAUCAAGGACAAGACGGAGCGCGCAGCUGCCAAGCUCCGUGCAGAGCAAGAGUGGAAGGAACAAGUCGACUCGGCAGACCAGUACAAGACGGCCGAGCUCACCACCAAGCUCACUGCCGCCAUUCACAACUUUAUGAUGCAGCAAAACAGCGUUCUCAAGGUGUUUGAGGAGGGCUACCUGAUCAAGCUGCACAAGCUCAAGAAUGACCAGCUCCAGGCUGACGCGACGCUGUGGGACAAGCAGGAGCGCGAGAAGCAGACGCUGCUCGAGGCUCAGAUGCAGGCCCUCUUUGAUUUGCAAAAAGACCAAUUCCGCGCGCGCAACGAGAAGGAGCUUGAGCGCCACGCGGCCAUGUGCACCAAGCGCGAGUCCGAGCUCGUCAAAAUCCAGGCCAAUGAACGCAAAAACCUGCCCAAGCCCAAGGAGAGCAAGCUCAAGCCCAAGGAGUCCAAGCGACUAACCGAGACCUUGUUUGGCACGGCUGGGCGGUCGUCCAAGGCGCGCGCAAGCCUGCGUGACUCUGCGCUUGGCGACGGCUCGUCCAAUCCCAGCCCGGCUGGCACCCCAACCAAGGAGUCCCCGCAGCCCAUGUCACCAGCGCACUCUCUUGCCGCCAGCAACUCGUUCAUGCUCAACUCCCCCGGCAGCCGAAACGGCUCGCAGCGCAACACCACCGAAGUCGAGCGUCUGCUCAUCGAGCUGGAGAUGGACCCGUCGCCAGAAGCGAUCGCCUUUGUGACCGAGCUCAAGGACUUUAACUCGUAUCUCGAAAAGACCUCUGCCAAGCUCCGCCUGCUGCACCAGCAGGAACUCGAAGAGUUGCAGCUCGUCCAGCGCGAGCAGCAGGUCGAGUUGCUCACCACCGGCAACGACAAGAUUACCGAAAAGAAGCGACAGCACGCGCUUAUUCUCGAAAAGCUGCAAGAAGCCUUCCAAGCCAAGCACCGCGCUUUCGUUCAAGCAUGCCUGGACGAGCGUGAAGCGCUUUCCCUCAAGUAUGCUCAGACCAACUUGAAGGAUUUGCCUGGGCCCGACACUGCUCUCUAAAUGUUUUUUUUCUUUCUUCUUCUUUUUCCUCUGCUGGUUUUGAACGUUUCUUCUUCUUUGAUUUCUUGACCCUGUGUUGUCUCUAUCGUCUCUGUCCUCUCCGUCUCUCUGUCUUUCCUCUCUCUCUCUCUCUUUCUCUCUCCGUUUCUUUUGUUCGUGUCGGUAAUUGUUUUGCC